This is a messenger RNA of Balearica regulorum gibbericeps (East African grey crowned-crane), 2796 nucleotides long. The record is from RefSeq and is a predicted model, not a curated record. Lineage: Eukaryota; Metazoa; Chordata; Aves; Gruiformes; Gruidae.
AUGGAGUCUCAUAGCUCUAUCGACAUUCAUGAGAGUACAUCAUCAACUUCUGAAAGUGAAGAUGAGAUUGAGUUCGUUGGAGAAGGACCUUUAAGACCUGUGCUUGAAUGCAUUGAUCUUGUCAGUAGCGAGGAUGAAGAACCUAACAGCAGUUCUUACACUCAUAGAACUAUUAAGCAUAAAGAUCACAUUGACUAUCAGAAAGAACGAGUUGCGUCAACUUUGGAUCGUCUGGCACGCCAUGUUGAAGUAGAGAAACAGCAAAAAGAAGAGAAAAACAAAGCCUUUAAGGAGAAAGUUGAUUCCCAAUAUGCUCAUGGGUUGCAAGAACUAGAAUUUAUUCGGGAACGCAGCGACACGGAAGCUGCAAGAUUAUGUGUGGACCAAUGGUUAAAAAUGCCAGGUCUCAAACCAGACACCGUUAACAGUGGAAAAAGGAGUAUUUAUAAGAGGGCAGGUCAGGCGCAAGUCAACAGCAGUCCCAUAUCUUGUCCUGUGAUGCAUUGCAACAGAGAGUUUGAUAAUAGACCUCUUCUCCUAGGUCACCUUCAAAGGUUUGAUCAUUCUCCUUGUGACCCAACAGUCACAUUACAUGGACCCCCAAAUAAUGCUGUUGCCUGUGUGAUAUGCUGCAAAAGAUUUUCAACCUCUCAGCAGUACAGUGAUCAUCUUUUAUCUAAGCUAAAUGAAAAUGAUGGACAUAAAAAAGAUCUCCCUCCACAGCAUAUUCAGUGUUUUGCAUGCCCAAACUGCUUCCUCCUUUUCACCAAAAGAGACGAAUGCUUGGAGCAUAUGUCAGGAAAGAACCACUUCCUCCAGGUUUCUAAAUUGAGUGAUGAAAUGAAGGCUGGCCUUCCUCUACCUUUCCCAUCCUAUGCAAAGAACCUUCUGAUAUCUCUGUGCAAAGAAGUCCCUUUCCAAGUAAAGUGUAUAUCCUGCUACCAGAUACUACGCUCGCAUAUGGAAUUAACAGCUCAUUUCAGAACACGUUGUCGUAAUUCUGGGCCUGUGGCACUGUCAAAGAAGAGCAUCUCCCAAGUUGCAGAGAUAUUUAAGACAAAAGGUUACUGUGAGAACUGUGAUGAACUGUUUGCUGAUAAGCAUCAGAUCACCCAGCAUAAGCAAACCACUCAACAUAACGUAAAAGUUCUUAGUACAUUGGAAGAGUCCAUCUUGAUGUUCUGUCAUAUCAAUGGAAAAAAUAAAAAUCAGUCUCAUUUGUGCAAUAUUGUGGAUCGGUCAAGACCUCUGCUUAAAAGACGUUUGACUUCAAAUGAGUCUACCAGUGAAAGAGGGUCUACUCCUUCAAAACGGAAGAGUGAUUUAAAAGUUAAAAAUGAAGAUUGUGGAGCAAACCAGAGUCAAGGUAGCGAAGACUGCAAAGUAAAAGCCUGGUUUUGUGAAUGCCUUCAAAAGUUUUUUACCGAAGAGUCAGUAGAAAAGCACAUUUUGGCAGCAAAUAGGAUUUGUCACAAGUGUGCUGUGUGUGGAAAGCUUGCUGAAAAUUCAAGCAUUAUCCGCCUACAUAUGAGUCGAUUCCAUGGGGGAGCGCACUUGAAUAAUUUUCUUCUGUGGUGUAGAGCAUGCUCUGUAGAUCUCCUCAGAGAAGAGGAUAUUAUGGGACACGUGACUGAAUUUCAUGGUGGACAUAGUUAUUAUUAUGAGCAAGAAGCUCUAGAAGAUGAACCUAUGCCUUCUGCUUCUGACACAGUGUGCGUUUCUGCAGGUGAAAGGAAAGGUGCCAUUCCUCGUCCUGUGGAACUCUCCCCUGAAAAAAGCCCUAUUCUGGGAAAAUGGCAAUGCCGCAUUUGUGAGGAGAUGUUUGAAUCUGAAGAGAGCGUUAAACAACAUUGCAUGUCCUUAGAAAGCCAUGCCUUUCACAGAUAUUGCUGUGGCUUAUGCAGAAAUCACUUUCGGAAAGUAGGAACAUUACAGCGACACUUCCAAGAGCAUAAUAACCAGGAGAUACAGACUAAAUACUUCUGUGGCCUUUGUGGUAAUCUCUUCUUUGACACAGAAGAAGAAUUUCUAAUUCAUUAUAAGGAGAUUCAUAGCACGGACUAUGCAUUUGUGCCUGAGCAGAUGGAAGUAUCAAUAAAAAAAGAGGAAGACUUCCUCCCAGUAGAAAAAGGAGACCUUUUAACAUGUGGUUGCCGGACAACUUAUGUCUCCAGAAUGAACAGGAGGAACGAUUAUGUGAAUUGUCAGAAAGCCAUGCUGCAAAAAGGAAACUUAUGGUUUCGAUGCUGCUCCUGCUCUGCAACUGCACAGAAUUUUGCUGAUAUGAACAGUCAUCUCAACAGUCAUACAUCAGCAAAACACAAGGAAGAAAUGUAUGUUGUUAGAUGUGCUGCAUGCAACAAAAACUUUGACGAUCUUCAGAGUGCACAUCAGCACUAUCACAUGAAACACUGCUUCUUGCAGAAACCUGAUUUAUCAAGUCUUGCAUCAGAAUCGGAAAAUACAGUAUUCAAGUUCACAGCAAGUGGGGCUUGUGUGGACAGAAAACCUCACAAGCUAAAACUUCAAGCAUCUCCAUCCAAGAGACCACAGUCGUCUCCUCUGCAGGGACCAACACAGGGAAAGAAGGAAAAAAAAGAAAAUUCAACACACUCUGAAGAACCUGGUGAAGAUGAACUUCCUGAUCUUGACUACCUCAGUACCAUGACUCACAUUGUGUUGGUGGAUCUGGACAACUGGGGAAGCUUAUUCACGCAGCUGCCAGCUAACCUGAACCAAGGGACGUUUAUCUGGGGUUUUCAAGGUAAGAAGUGGUUGAAGAAAAUAGGAAGAUAA